Messenger RNA from Sceloporus undulatus (fence lizard), 2988 nucleotides. Its product is annotated as rap1 GTPase-activating protein 1-like. Gene Ontology annotation, molecular function: GTPase activator activity. Gene Ontology annotation, biological process: activation of GTPase activity; regulation of small GTPase mediated signal transduction. Gene Ontology annotation, cellular component: cytoplasm. NCBI's taxonomy places the organism in Eukaryota, Metazoa, Chordata, Lepidosauria, Squamata, Phrynosomatidae. The record is from RefSeq and is a predicted model, not a curated record.
AGAGGAGAAGCUUAUGCACAGGGGACCAGAGAAGUCACUACUGACAGAGAGAAGAGGGUGCAAGAGGGGAAGAAUGUUUUCUCAGAAGCAUAGCUUUACCUUGGAAACGUAUGGAGGGUUAUCUGAUGAGGCAGAGCACUGCAUUAGUGACUUAAUAGAGUCGCCCAUCCAGGACCCUCAGACUGCCCUUAACCCAGCAGUUCAAAAUAAGGCAGUGGACUUAUUUGAAAUGAUUGAAAAAAUGCAGAAAAGUCGUUUGGAUGAGCAAAGGUGUUCACUUCCAGCUCCACUCAAGAGAGAAGAGGAGUACAUCCCAUACCCCAGUAUCCAUGAGAUAUUACGGAGGGGAUGGCCUUACCCCCUUAUUAUUUUACCCCAGUUUGGGGGCUACUGGAUCGAAGGGACUUCUCACAGCCUGCCCAUCUCAGGCCCAGAACUGCAGGACUUGCCCUCCCCUUGCAGUGGCAAAGUGAAGCUGGAGUGCGACCCGACAGCCAAGCUCUACCGGAAGCACUUCUUGGGAAAGGAACAUCAGAACUUUUAUGCCAACGAUGUGGCUCUUGGCUACUUGGUCCUUUCUGUGAAGUAUGAACAAGUUGAAAAGCAAGACAACCUCCGCCUGUUGUUGAGGGGUCGAAGCAGUACCAAGCAUGACGUGAUCCCUAUUUCCUGCCUGAAUGAGUUCCCCAAUGCUGUCCAAAUGUCAAAGCUGUUGUGUGAAGAUGUGAAUGUUGACCGCUUCUUCCCUGUGCUGUAUCCCAAGGCUUCCCAGCUCAUUGUUGCAUUUGAUGAACAUGUCAUCAGCAAUAACUUCAAGUUUGGAGUCAUCUACCAGAAGACUGGACAGACCACAGAAGAAGAAGUCUUCAGUAAUACAGAGGAGAGCUUGGGCUUCUUAGAGUUUUUAGAUCUCCUUGGAGACAGGAUUCAGUUGCAGGAUUUCCGAGGAUUCCGGGGUGGCUUAGAUGUUACAAGAGGUCAAACAGGAACUGAGUCUAUCUAUACAAACUUCCGGGGCAAGGAGAUUAUGUUCCAUGUUUCAACAAUGUUGCCCUUCACAGAAGGAGAUGCCCAACAGCUCCCGCGGACCCACAUUGGGAAUGAUAUUGUAGCCAUUGUCUUCCAGAUGAAAUACUCCCUUCGUCCCCCUGACAUGAUUGCAUCAAACUUCCUGCAUGCCUAUGUGGUAGUACAGCUCCAUCACAAUGCCGUUGAAACUCUGUACAAGGUUUCUGUUACUGCCCGUGAUGAUGUUCCCUUCUUUGGGCCUCCUCUUCCAAAUCCAGCCAUAUUCAAAAAGGGCACAGAAUUCCGUGAAUUUCUUCUGGCAAAGCUUAUAAAUGCAGAGUACAGCUGCUAUCAUGCUGAGAAAUUUGCUAAGUUGGAGGAACGGACCCGCAGUGCCCUCUUGGAGAGCCUUUAUGAGGAACUGCAGAUCCGUAGCCGCAGCAUGAUGGGCUUGGCCUCUGGCGAGGAUGACAAAAUAGAAAAUGGGGGUGGAGGCUUCUUUGAGAAUUUCAAGCGAGUGAUCCGGGGCCGUAGCCAGAGCCUUGAUACCAUGGGUAGCCAUGAGGAAACAACAACACCAGCAACCCACGCUACACCCAAUCGCCCAUCUACUGCUGGUCUUGCCCUCAACCAGAGUGUUGCCGAGGGCACUAAAGCUAUUGCUGCGUCCUUUGCCCUACCUGGGAGAAGCCCUUCACGCAACAGAGGCAGCCGCUACAAUGGGCGACGUAGUAGUGCCAUUGGCAUUGAGAACAUCCAAGAAGAGAAGAGCAAAGAAAUUGCUGAAAGAAUACCAAAGGUACCAGAAAGUCCAGGACCCUUCUUUGAUCUCAAAUCUGAUGGCUCUUCCAGUCCCAGCUCCCCAGAUUUCAAAGCCCUGUCCAGUCAGACAUCAGGGUACUGUGUGAUGCAGCCCCUGUCCCGUUCCUCAUCCAAUGGAAGCAGCUGUUGUAGCGGAGUGAGAGAGCAUGAGACGUCCGAGGAGGAGGAGAAUGAGGCGGAGUUGAUGUGUUCCCUUGAAGGUCCCCAGAAGCAGGACUCUCUGGUUCAGAGUGCAUGGUUAGAUGAUAGUGUCUGUACACCCAGCAGUACCAGCUCACCAGUAACUCAGCUGCUCCCUUCUAGCAAUGCGUCAGGCUCCAUGGAGAAGGGAAAGGGCAGCAAAGUGGACGCUCAACGUUAUAGUCCAGCUUCCAUUUUGUGCUGUGUGUGAUGUCAUCGCUGGAGGGGGUCUCAAUGCAUGCUGGGUAUUUCACAGGACUUGCUGCUGAAGUAAGACCUCACAGUAAUUCACCCUGAAGUUUGGAGAUUUUGCUGGAUUACCAGAAAUGUCUAAUCUGAUCCGGACCUUCCGCUUCAUUCAAUGAAAGCUUCACCACAGACAGUAAGGAAGCCAACCACACAGUCCCAAUGUGGCAUUUGCUCAUCCAUAUGUGUCAUUCCAGUUUGACAAUCUCAGGAGGGCAGAACCAACUUAAGUCUAUAGAGGAAGUCUCCCAUCUACCAUAAUUCCAGAAGCAAACGAGGGGAGUGCUUUUUUCUGUUUGUUCCUAUCACCGCUAAAAUUAAGCAUUCAAGAUGCACUUGGAAGGACCUGGCGUGUCCCACAGGGCCUUCUCAAGAAGGCAGCAUUCUGCACCUGUUCUUCAUUGUGCUGGCCUCAAAAAUUUAGGAGCAAAAAAUGGUUCCAACAUAUUAAAGGAUUACACCUAGUUUGUAAGCAGCAAAUGAGUUGUGUAUUAUGCAACACAGGUAGGACACAUUUGUACCAAAGUACACAAGUGUGAUAAGGGGAGGGGCUUGUAUUUGUUUCACAACUCAGGGGAUGUUCAAGGUCUUUGUUUGGCAUUUCAUGAAACCACCAUCACUUUUCCCAAGUGUCUGUGCCAUCAAGAACAUGUAAAUGUGUGACCCCUGUGCUCCAUGCUUGUUGUGUCUGUGGUGUCUUGGGCUUGCAAUAAAAGUUUACUAUGACAAAUA